This is a messenger RNA of Pangasianodon hypophthalmus (striped catfish), 4460 nucleotides long. RefSeq names its product KAT8 regulatory NSL complex subunit 1. The transcript has 12 exons. Lineage: Eukaryota; Metazoa; Chordata; Actinopteri; Siluriformes; Pangasiidae. The record is from RefSeq and is a predicted model, not a curated record. Bases 203 to 3256 code for a protein of 1017 amino acids. Gene Ontology annotation, molecular function: histone acetyltransferase binding. Gene Ontology annotation, cellular component: NSL complex.
CUGUUUAAAGGCUGGGCCAGUGGAUGGCGCAUGCGCACUGCACUCAGGGAGUGUUGGAGACGGCCAACCGCGCAGAGAGACGGGCAGAGAGACGGGCAGGUCGGGAAACCCGUCUUCCUCCUGAAAAUAAAGCAAACCUGUAACUAACCGGAGGAUCGCCGUGUAUCAGCGCGUGCCGUAUGGCCAUGCGAACAAACCGACCAUGUAUUACUACUGCAACCGGACUACAAUGAGCGCGAGCGCAGCCUGGCCCGGGGCGGAGGGUCCGCAGAGCUGCUCCGGUGGAGGAGGAGGAGGAGGAGGAGGAGGAGGAGGAGGAGGAGGCGAACUCGUGAACGGAAACGGCGGCGGAGAGAUCACCGAGGCCCGUGCGAUCAGCGAGUGGGAGAGCGCCACCUGUGAUCCCGCCGACGCGACACGGAGCGCGAGCACGGGCAGCACGGUCACGCGGGAACGAGAGGACGGUGCGGCGCGCGGACUCUCCCGCUGCUGCAGACGAAGCACCGCGCCGGGAGGAGGCGAGGAUCCCCGCGGCAUUAAUACUGAUGGAGAGCACGGCGGUGUGCGGUGUCCGCGCUGUAUGGGGGAAGCCAGGACGGCGGCGGCGGCGGGGAGAGGCGAGUGUGAAACCGGGGCGCGAGAGUUUCGGAACUCGGAAGCGGCGGUCAGCAAGCGCCGGGGAUGCAGUUACAGCGGGGCCUCGAAGAGGGCGUGUUUCUCCGGGACGAACACGGCGGAGGAGGCGGCGUUACACUGCGGCAGCUCGGACCCUGACAGCGGUACCGGCUCCGGCUCCGGCGGCGAGGCUCCCGUCCAGACCGGAAGCAGACAGAGCCGCGAGGAGGCGUUUAAACAGAGACGGCGGGGGGAUUUUUCCAAAGGCGCGGUAGGAGCUGGAAGUUUGAGUUUGGUGAAAGGUGCUGGCGGUGUGAUUAACGGAGAGCGGCGCGGCUGCAGGACGGCCAAAGCGCGCGUGAGGCUGUGUCGCGUGCGCUCCUUCCUGGCUUCUGCUGAAGGUGUGAGUGCAAACGGUGUCCCUGUAGCUCAGCUCUCAGACCACGGGCACUGCAAACCUCGGCCACAGCAAAAACCCCAGUCCAGCGUCGCGUCCUCCUCCCCCGGUGCGCGUGCGGAUGGAGCCGGAGCCGGAGCCGGUACGGGGCGCCCCGCUGUGAAUGGCGGUCUGUGCGCGGGGGUAGCCGGUGAGGCGGCUGGAUCGUGGUUGAGGCAGGUCGAGGCGGCCCAGGUGGAGGCCAAGAAGCGGCAGGUGCAGCUCGGAGAGAGAACGGACAUGUUAUGGCGCCGCCUCCAUGCAGUGCAGGUGAAACAGGUGGAGCGACACGUCACGCAGCAGCUGGGGGACCUGCGCAGAGCCGCCGCGGCCCCGAACUCAGCCGAGCUCAGCCGCUUAGCGCGCAGCUGCACUGAAGCCCUCCGCGCGGCUGGGGGCGCCCUGGACUCCGAGCACACGGCCAGCAGCUCCGGGGGAGGCAGUGACAGUGAGGAAGAGGAGGAAGAGGAAGAGGAGAAGGGGAGAGGAGGCCGACAGGUUUCACCAUCCCGAGUGAAAUCAGUUUGUAUGAGCAGAGAAUGGCGGUGGAUGAGGGAGAGGGCGUGGCUAGGGAGUCGGUGGGUGUGGCUACAGGCUCAAGUGUCAGAGCUGGAGUAUGGGAUUCGUGCGCUGACUGAGCUCUACACACAACUCAGACAGGGAAAGGUUUCACAGCUGAGAGCCGUUCACUCUGUACCUGAAACGCCCCUCAGAGCGCCAAGAUUCUCUCCUGCAACUCAUGACUGCAGGUUCAGGAAGAGGCAAGCAGAGGACUCCACCCCAUCAUCACAAACUCCACACAGUCCCACUUCAUCUGCUGCACGGGUUCGACCAUUACUACGACAAUGCCGUCACAGGCUUAUCCGUUUGGAUGGCUGUCCUGCACUUGGAUCAAAGGCGGUGACCUUGCCAUGCUGCUGCGAGCCCCCUGCUGUGUGUGUGUUGUGCGGUCCUCCUCACCCACCGGCCGAGGAGAAGUCCACGUGGAUGUGUCAGAAAGGGCUGGAUCAGUGUAUUCACCCUGUUCUCUCCAUGCCUUCAGACUUUCUUCUUGCGGUGCAUUGUGUGACGCCCCCGCUGGCCGCACAUCAGUCCCACAAUGCUGUGAGGUGGAUGGGCGAAGCAACUUCAUCAUGCAUGGCAAGACGGGGUCAGGGUCAGCAGAAGGCUGGGCGAGUGAGAAGGAGGCUUAUAUGUCCCCGCCCACCAAGCGCACUGCCUCCUCUCUUCAACACAUCCGGUGGUUCUAACUGCAGGAGUCAGAGGGGUGUGAUCAGCCCAGGCCUCCUUCCUCAGCAAGUAGCAGAUCUUUCCCAUCUCCCUGGCCUCCCUGCACCUACAGACACGCCCACACAGCCGUUGCGGAGGAGGAGAGGGGAAAGUUCGUUCGACAUUGAUAACUUGGUAAUGCCUCUGGGCCUGGCUGGACUGGGAGCACGAGUGCAGAAGCUGCAGUACAAAGAGAUUAUCACUCCCAGCUGGAGAGAGCUGGACUCUGUCUGGGGAGUCUCAGAGAAGCAUGUAGGCUCAGUUGGUCGGUGUGUGAACCACUCAGACGCACCACACCAGUCCAGUGGAGAAGGACUAGAACAUAACGGCGAGGUGGAGGAUCUGUCUGACGCUGUUUUUCUGAAGAGGCAUGCCAUAUGGGAGAGCAGAGAGAGGAGUCGCUGGGGGAGCUGGGCCCGCAGACGCCACCGGGGCAGGUCCUCCUCCUCUUAUGGGGACGGGAGGAGCUGCAGGGGUUCAGAACAGGCGUCGUACUCUCCAGAGACCAGGCAGGGAAAGAGCUCACCAUGUAGCCCCUUCUGCUCUGCAGCAGACGAUCCCUUCUACCAGAUGGAGGAUGAACAGCAGUCUGUGCAGCCGUGGGAGCGCAGGUCGUUCCCCCUGCUGGAGGAGGAGCUCCGAUGGCUGCAGGAUGAUGAGGAGGCGGAGCUUGAGGAUGAUGCGUGCACCGCGAGCGGCCGCAGUCAGAGCACAGACUCGGGCAUCUCGGUAGGCAGCUUGGAGCUCUCACCGAGGACACCUCAGCCACAUCAGCUGCAAUCAGGAGGCCACAAACCAGCCGCCUCCACAACUCAGGAUUCAGACUCCGCCCUGCCUUCUUUAACCCCACCCUCCCCGUCCUCCCUGCCUUCAGCCAGCACUCAUCAGACUCCAUCCAAUCACAGAGUGAACAGAGUCAGCGCCAGUCUGCUGUGACCCAGCUUGGAGAAAGCUAUUUCAGUCCUCUUUGUGCCCAAACGUCCGUCUUAUUUAGCCAUAAACCAACCCAUCAACCUUCACCAGCCCUGCUGCCUGUCUGUUAUUUCCAUCAUCAGCUCUUAUAAUCUCAGUCUGUAAUCCUUAAUCCUGGUCAUUAUCCAGCAGCUCCAGGAUCAUUAUCACCCAAAAGGUCAUCCAAUAAAUAAAUAAAUAAAUACUCAGUAAUGACUCAGCAGUGUUAAUGUAAUACUGCUCAACUUUCCCCUGUUCUCUUCCUCCUCCAUGCUCACCAUUCCAUCUAAAAAUGCACUGACCUCUCCAUCCGGCUCUCCGUCCGGCUCUCCAUCCCGCUCUCCAUCCGGCUCUCCGUCCGGCUCUCCAUCCCGCUCUCCAUCCCGCUCUCCAUCCCGCUCUCCAUCCGGCUCUCCAUCCGGCUCUCCAUCCCGCUCUCCAUCCGGCUGUACCCAAAUCCUGCUGAAGUUCAGGUUUUAAAUGCAGCUUUCUUCACUUCUCUCCCUCCGUUUCUCUCCCUCCGUUUCUCUCCCUCCCUGCUUCAGUCUCUCCGGUUCUCUCACUGAUGUGCUGGCUGGUUCACCUCGGUUUUUCUGUUCGUUCAUUUCCCAGACCCGUCUAAAGCAUUUUUGUCCCUCUCUGUUGAGUUGAUCUAAACGAGUAUACAUGUUGUUAGUUGUUUGGUAUCUUAGUUGUUCUUAUUUUUGUAUGUCGAACACUAGUCCAGUCUCCUGGAGCCAGAGAUUUGCCCACACAGUGAGGGCAAACUCCUCCAGGCAGCUCUCCAUUAUACACUAGCUCCAUAUAAAGAAACUACUUAUUACCCAUCAUGUCUUAUUUAUGACUUUUUCCUCAGUUAGAACUUUGUUAAUUCCAUAGAGAUGUGUGUUGUUACGAAUGUGUGUGAAUAUCUUGACUCCACUGAAACAUGACUUUAAUUAGCCUUUACUUUGAAUCCGCUCAACACAAGGUGGUUUGGCAUGUAAAGCAGGGCUGUGUGUGUGUGUGUGUGUGUGUGUGUGUGUGUGUGUGUGUGUACACAUGUGAAAGUUCUUGUGGUGAAGUGUGUGUGUUUUGGACAGGUCUGCUGCAUUACUGCAAAUACAAACUUUUUUAGGAAGAAAAUAGCCGUGGAAAGUGUGUGAUUUGAAACAUACACAGUGCUCUCAAUGCGAGGAUGAAAUAAAAU